Lepisosteus oculatus (spotted gar) is the source of this 1552-nucleotide messenger RNA. Lineage: Eukaryota; Metazoa; Chordata; Actinopteri; Semionotiformes; Lepisosteidae. The record is from RefSeq and is a predicted model, not a curated record.
GUCUCGGGUGUAUCCUGAGCUCUGCCCUGCCUGCCGGCCCCGAUCGCUCAACACCAUGUCUUCCUUCUCUAGCUUCAGCAGCUUCUCCAUCAAGGGAGGGGCUCGUGUCUCAACAGCCCAGAGAGCUUCUGGGGGCUGGGGCUCCUCUGCGGGGUCCUUCCGUGGUGGGGCGGGUGGGCUGGUGGCCGCGCACAGGACCCCAAGUGUGCAUGGAGGGGCGGGGGUCUGGGGCACCCGCAUCUCGACUGCCUCCGCCUCGGCUGCAGGCGGCGGCGGCUUCGGCUCUGCUGGCGCGGGGCUGAGCUUCGGCGCCUUCUCUCUGGAGAGUGCCCUCGGCGACGGCGGCGGAGCCCUCGGCCUCAACAACGGGCAGCAGACCAUGCAGAACCUCAACGACCGGCUGGCCAAGUACCUGGAGAAGGUGUGGUCCCUGGAGGCCGCCAACGCCAAGCUGGAGCAGCAGAUCCGAGAGUGGGGGGUGAGCCGUACCGUCACCUCGCGGGAUCACAGCACCCACGAUGCCACCAUAAAGGACCUCAGCGACAAGAUUUUGGCUGCUCUUAAGGUGAAUUCUGAAUUAGCUAUUCAAAUGGACAACAUCAAGCUUGCAGCUGAUGACUUCAGAGUCAAACAUGCCUGUGUAUUCAUCCAUCUCUCUCUGGCAUGCGGGUAUGAGAAUGAGCUGAAUCUGAGGCAGUCUGUGGAGGCUGACAUUGCUGGCCUGAAGAAGGUGAUGAGUGAUCUGGCCCUGGCCAAAACUGACCUGGAGAUGCAGAUCGAAGGGGUGAAGGAUGAGAUGGCUUUCCUCAAGAAGAACCACGAGGAGGAAUCUCAGUCCUACCGCAGUCAGCUGACCGGUCAGAUCCAGGUUGAGGUGGACGCAGCUCCUGCAGUGGACCUCAACAAGGUCAUUGAGGAGAUCAGGGAGCAGUACGAAGGCUUGGUGGCCAAGAACCGCAGGGAUGCAGAGGCCUGGUUCAACAGCAAGGCAGAGGUGGUUCAGAAGGAGGUGAAGGAGAGCACUGAGUCUCUCCAGACCAGCACGACAGAGCUGAAAGAAGGCAAACAGAGCUUCCAAAACCUGGAGCUGGAACUGCAGUCCCUCUAUGCUACGAAACAGUCGCUGGAAGGCACAGUGGCCGACACGGAGGCCCGCUUUUCCGCUCAGAUGGGGAGCCUGCAGACCCUGGUCACCUCCCUGGAGACUCAGCUGACCCAGCUGAGGGCUGACACUGCGCGCGUCUCCGAGGAAUACCAAGUCCUGCUGGGCAUCAAGACCCGCCUGGAGAAGGAGAUCGAGGAGUACAGGCGCCUGCUGGAUGGGGGGAGUGCAGGUUCCCAAGCCGAGAGCUCCUUAAUAACGGAGAAAUCAGGGGUGGAAACAAAAACUUCGGUCACCAAGAAAGUGGUGACAGUGGUUGAGGAGCUUGUAGAUGGAAAAGUUGUGAGAUCUUCUUCCAAGCUUAAGUAAUGAAUCAGUGAACAGGAGGAAGAGGAGAAUGUCCACUGAGAAAAUGGAUUUGAAUUAAUAAAAGAUCACCAAUGUUGCAAA